GCUGCCUCCAUGUACGAGUAGUCUCACAUGGGACUCUAGGCUUGUGAGUGUCUUUACGCUACCUGUCGUGAAUAGACGCCGGCGACUUUGGACCCUCCUCCUUUCGCUUUUCUCCUCCCUCGUGGGACACUGUAUUGCGUGCAGCGAUGCCGGGAGUGAUGUGGACGCCGGAGCUGGCGCUUCUGAGGGGCUUCUCCACGGAGGCGGAGCGGCUGUUAUGGAAGCAGGAGGGCAUCUGUGGUUCAGAUGUUGGAGUUUUCUUAGAAUUGCUCUUAGAAGGGAGUUAUGAGGCCAUGUUCCUACAUUCAACGACACAAAAUAUUUUAAGUUCAACAGUGAUGGCUGAAGAAAAGAUUGACAGCUACCUGGAGAAGCAGAUAGUGAAUUUCCUGGAUUGCUCUACAGAUUUGGAAGAAAUUGAAAGACAGCAGCUGGUAUUCCUACUUGGUGUGAGCAGCUUACAGCUGUUUGUCCAGAGUAACUGGACUGGACCUCUUGUGGGCCUGCACCCUCAGGAUUUCUUGCCGUCUGUCCUGCUUGAGCAGUUCAGUGAG
Messenger RNA from Grammomys surdaster, 554 nucleotides. Its product is annotated as tetratricopeptide repeat protein 27-like. The record is from RefSeq and is a predicted model, not a curated record. The annotation marks the transcript as partial. The transcript is spliced from 3 exons. Lineage: Eukaryota; Metazoa; Chordata; Mammalia; Rodentia; Muridae.